AGGUUACAACGACGCGCGAAUACAUGAAUAAUAAACUCAACUUGUUUUAGAAUUUAAAAAGAUUCCCGAUGAAGAGAAACUGCAAAAGAUCAAGCCACUCUUGAAAGGUAAAUGAUGCAUCAUCCAUAAGCAUGUUGUUGACAUUUUUAUAUACAUUAGCUUAUCAAGCUGAAAUUGACAACAUCACUAAACGUACCAAGUUUUCAGAAAGCAGCUUUCUGUCCAUUUACAAAUUAUUGGCAGACGCACCUGAUCCAGCUCCAUUAUUUGAGGCUGCCAUAGAUCAAAGUGCUAAAAUAGUAGACAAUUCAGUAUUACAAAACGAGAACUCAUUAUUAAAAGAGCAGCUCGAUAAAGCCAAUAAACAACUUGCAGAUUCAGAAAGAACAAAUACAGAGUUGGCUCAAAAAUUGUCAUCAGUAUGAAUUUGGUAUAGUUUAUGCAUUUAUUCAUCAUUUUUUGUAUAGUUGAAUGAAAAGAGGGACGCAAAUACAAUUGAGCAAGAAAUAAGAGAUCAGUAUAAUGAUAGGAUACGACAGUA
Messenger RNA from Rhizopus microsporus ATCC 52813, 541 nucleotides. RefSeq lists its product as uncharacterized. The record is from RefSeq and is a predicted model, not a curated record. NCBI's taxonomy places the organism in Eukaryota, Fungi, Mucoromycota, Mucoromycetes, Mucorales, Rhizopodaceae. The transcript has 2 exons. The coding region runs from base 132 to 425 and encodes 97 amino acids.